AUGAGCAAUCACAUAAGUGCCAAGACAAGCCUGUUGCACCUCUUGAGAGCAAGUUCAAAAAGAAGCAAUAGUAAUGUUGUUGGAGAAUCGGUAUUAAUCCAAAAGCCUUUUUAUAUAGGCUCUACAACCCGUUCCUAUUCACGAAAAUUAUUUCCAUCUCCCGAAUACUCUGAUGGUUUUAAUUUCAACCCGUCUUCUCUCUCCUCUUCUUCAUCAAUUAUUUCAUCAUCAAACGCACUUCAUCAACACGCUCAUAAUAGGAAUUAUGGAAUUCUUUCAAGUUUAACAUCCAAAGUCAUUCCUUCCCUUACAAACAUCAAAAUUCCAAAACUUGUAUCCACCGAAAACAUUGAUUCAAUUAUUACUUCAACGGAUAUGAUUAUCGAUGAAAGUGUUUCAAAAGGCUCGCUUGCUCAUAUCAUACAAGAAACAAUUAUAAAAGACAGAGAGAUUGCUGUCAAAUCUGAUCCGACCAGAACAUCCCAAACAAUAUCACGCCAAGUUGAAGGAGAUUUGAAACUGAUCGGAGAAGAAAUUUUGGAAAGUGUGAAAUCGGACCAUCCAGUUCUUGAUGCUGCUGCAAAAUACUUUUUCAACACACCUGGAAAACUUUUUAGACCCAUGCUUGUUCUUAUGACCGGAAGAGCCGUCAAUGAAGAACAACGCUUGGAUGUUAAAGAUUUGGAAAUUAUUAUGAAAAAACAAAGAAAAUUAGCUGAAACAACAGAACUAAUUCAUGUAGCAAGUUUAAUUCAUGAUGACAUCGUUGAUGAUGCAGAUACCAGAAGAGGGAUUCCAGCACUGAAUAAGUUUAUUGGAAACAAGGUUGCUGUUUUGGCUGGAGAUUUUUUGCUUGCUAGAGCUUCAAUUAAUCUAGCAAGAAUUGGAAACAUUGAAGCAAUAGAUUUAAUAUCUACUGUGAUUGAACAUUUGGCUUAUGGUGAAGUUUUACAAAUGGCUGGAAAGGGAAAACGAGACUUUGAUUAUUAUAUGAAAACGAUCUUCUUUAAAACUUCUUCACUAAUUGCAAAUAGCUGUAAAGCAUCAGCAGUUUUGAGCGGAACAACAAAUAGGGAAUUUAUUGAAGCAGCUUAUACAUUUGGUAAACAUGUUGGUAUCGCAUAUCAACUAACUGAUGAUAGUCUUGAUUUUACACAGUCACAAUCGACUCUAGGAAAACCCUCCCAAGGAGCAGAUAUGAAAUUGGGUUUGACUACUUGUCCUAUUUUGUUUGCCACCAAAGCAUUCCCUGAGGAAAUGGCUCCGAUUAUUGAAAGAAAAUUCUCUGGAGAGGGUGAUAUUGAAAAAGCCAUGGAGCUUGUUGUCAAGAGCAAUGCGGUUCAAUCUACAAAAGAUUUAGCUGAUACACAUACGAGGAUGGCUUAUGAAGCGGUUAUGAAAUUCUCUCCUUCACCUGUGAGAUCAGUUUUGUUAGAAUUAUUAUACAAAAUUUCACUCAGAAACAAGUAA
Molecule: messenger RNA, 1470 nt
Organism: Naegleria fowleri
Lineage: Eukaryota; Heterolobosea; Eutetramitea; Acrasida; Naegleriidae
Exons: 1
Coding region: 1-1470 (489 amino acids)
Biological process (GO): isoprenoid biosynthetic process; ubiquinone biosynthetic process
Cellular component (GO): transferase complex
Molecular function (GO): prenyltransferase activity
Source: RefSeq, a predicted model, not a curated record